Messenger RNA from Merops nubicus (carmine bee-eater), 6150 nucleotides. It is a transcript of the gene PDZD2, whose product is annotated as PDZ domain containing 2. NCBI's taxonomy places the organism in Eukaryota, Metazoa, Chordata, Aves, Coraciiformes, Meropidae. Gene Ontology annotation, molecular function: protein binding. The record is from RefSeq and is a predicted model, not a curated record.
UUACCUGGCCGAGCAGUGCUGGAAUGGCGGCUUCGUCUACCUGAUCAUGUUGCGCCGCAUCAAGCGCAAGGCCCCUCUUCCUCCCUCCAACGGCAACAACAGCAACAGCUGCGACCCCAAAGCCAAGCCCGCCCCCGAACCCGGCGACAGAGCCGCUCAGAAUGGGAAAAGGACCAGGAAGUUUGGGGUCAUCACCAGAACACCGGGCAGCAAGGACAGCAAAGAAAAGCCGGGCUCGGAGCACGGAAACGGGCACUGCACCCCGAUGGAGGUGGAGGUUGCUCAGCCAGAGACCUCUGAAGCAGAAAGCAACGGGGACGAGCAGCUGCGGGGCACCGGGGCACAGUACCGGUGCCGGCUGUCAGAUGGUGGUGUGCCAGACCUUGCUGACCAGUCUGCCCAGCGAGAAGGUUGCCGCAUAUGGAAGAUGCACAUCCUGAAGGGGACGAACGGGCUGGGAAUCCAGAUAACAGGAGGCAGAGGGUCGAAGCGGUCCCCUCACAGCAUCAUCGUCACCCACGUGGAGGAAGGAGGCUCCGCACACAGGGACGGCAGGCUGACAGCGGGUGAUGAGCUCCUCAUGAUCAACGGGCAGUCGCUGGUGGGGCUCUCCCACCAGGAUGCUGUGGCUCUCCUUCGCUCAGCCACUGGCCUGGUGCAGCUGGUGGUUGCUAGCAAGGAAUCUGCUGAAGGGGAUUUUCUGAAGUACCCAUCUACCAGUUUGCCAGACUUGCUUAGCACUUGCUCAGUCCAAGACUCUGUCUCUUGCACUGACAAUAAAGAAAAUGAAGAGCCAGAAGAAGAAGAUGUGAAAGGAGUGAAUGUGUCUCCUGAAAAACUGGUCGCUGUAAUGGGAACUGAGAAGUCUCAAGAUGCAGCUUGUGCAGAAGUGUCCAAAGGAAACAACCAGAGUCCAACUCUGGGAAGUGGCAUACUGAAAUACAGAAGUCGAUCACAAGGUGCCGGAUCCCGCCUGGAGUCCGUGGGAGAAGACGAUGAGCUGACAGUGGAAAACGGUGAAUCGAAUUACGAGAUAGCGGUGAAGUAUUCCCGGGGUGGAAGAAAGCACUCUCUGCCCCAGCAGCUGGAGUCAGCAGGAGCCAGGCAGGACUACCAUAUUGUGAAGAAAUCUACUCGUUCCUUCAGUGCUGCCCAAGUGGAAUCUCCAUGGAGACUGACCCAGCCGUCCAUCAUUUCCAACAUCGUCCUGAUGAAAGGGCAAGGCAAGGGCCUUGGAUUCAGCAUUGUGGGAGGUCAGGAUUCUGCUCGUGGACGCAUGGGGAUUUUUGUCAAGACUAUAUUUCCAAAUGGAGCAGCGGCUGCUGAUGGAAGACUUAAAGAAGGAGAUGAAAUCCUAGAAGUUAAUGGAGAGUCUCUACAAGGACUGACCCAUCAGGAGGCCAUUCAGAGGUUUAAGCAACUGAAGAAAGGCGUGGUGACCCUGACGGUGCGCACGCGGCUGCGCAGCCCCAGCCUCACACCCUGUGUGACUCCCACCUUACUGAGCCGCUCCAGCUCCCCCAGCUCCAGCGCCAGCGGGGGCAUGCCAGUCCCCGGCCCCGACGAGGGGGAUGGUUCCUCCUCCAGUCGCAAGGGACCUGGCCCGAAGGACAGAAUUGUCAUGGACGUGACACUCAAUAAAGAGCCAGGGGUUGGGCUCGGCAUUGGUGCCUGUUGUCUCACGCUGGAAAAUAGUUCUCCAGGGAUAUACAUUCACAGCCUGGCCCCAGGAUCUGUGGCUAAAAUGGAUGGCAGAUUAAGUCGGGGUGACCAGAUCCUGGAGGCAGAUUCGGUGAGUCUGCGUCACGCAGCAUUAAGUGAAGCCUACGCCAUCCUGAGCGAAUGUGGCCCGGGUCCGGUCAGCCUGAUCAUUAGUCGGCAUCCCAACCCAAAGGUUUCUGAGCAGGAGAUGGAUGAAGCUAUUGCACGUACUACCCACAGAGAGAGCAAGGAUGCCAGCUCCUCUCACGCCACAGGAGCUGUACAAAAAAGUCCAUCUCCUAGUGUGAAGGCCAAACAAGGAGAGACCUCAUCUCCCCUCAGCUGGACUAUGAAACGCUUCCUGGAGCCAGCAAGCCGGGGAUCUGUCAGCUCCGAGGCAGAGCUGUCCCAGUACUUCUCCCACGACAGUUUGAGCCAGCUCCCGUGUUCUGAUGCUCUGACUGGCUCCUGCAACGAAGAGCAGCUCCGUCAGAAGAACAGAAACAGUUUGUUGGAUGAUGGGUCUCUUCUUCCUGCUGUUAGAGAAGUAACAAUGGCAAAAGCAAAUGGUCUGGCUUCUCCAGUAAGUGGGAGAUCGUCCAGCCUUCACAACAAGCAUGUGGAGUCUGUCCGACCUGGCAUCCUCAGUGACAGCCCCAAAUCUGCUCGCAGCCCCUUUCAUCGACAGAGGAGGGUUGUUUUCUAUGAUGGUGACGUUAGUGAUGAUGAUGAGAGUUCCCACUUGCAAAGAAGCCAGAGGGCCAAGAGUCAGGAGGACACUGGCAUUGUCAUUACAACCUCAUCUGUAGAAAUUGAUGAUGAGAGCCAGGACAGUGAGUCACCUAGAUAUAGUGGCACGGAUACGUCUUCCCCUGUCUUCAGCAACUCUGCGGAGUCUGCAGACAGCACACUAGAGCAGAUUGACUCUCCUUUCUUCCCCAUCAUAGCAUUCGAUUACUCAAGUGUGCCUGAAGUUCGGCUUGGCAGCUUGAGUUUGAAGGAGCUCCGGGAAGCACAACUUGAAUCUAAAAGAUCGCCAAAACUUGAGCACAGGGCAGUCACAAGAGUGAAAAGCAUGAUGAGCACCGAGUGCCGAAGCCUUCAGAGACAGAGGAUGGAGGAGCAUGGCUCCUAUAACAAGCCUGUUGCAAGGACACUCCCUCACAGCAAGAAGUGUGAAGCAUCUGAUGCGGCCAGGCAGGGCCAGGUUGAAAUAGUCACUCUGGUUCGCAAUGAGCAUGAGUCAUUUGGCCUGGAUUUGGAAAUCCAGGCUAUGCCUUUAAAGGUUGUUGUCACAGGGCUGCGGCCAGGUGGAGCAGCAGAAAUGGGAUCAAUGGGAAAGAUGGCUGUAGGAGAUGAGAUUACCACCAUCAACAGUAUCCCAGUCAGCAAGAUGACGUACGAGGAAAUCUGCUUGCUUAUGCAGUGUCUUCCCACAUCCGUAACCCUGGAGAUCCAGAAACCAGCAGCAGCUGUCAGCAGAUUUACAAACCUCAUCCUGUCUCCUGGGGUAGACAGUCAAAAUCAGGCUGAUGUCAACAGUGUUCUGGCAGCUGACGAAGAAGCGAGUGCUGGGAAGCGAGAAGGAGCAGGUUUGCAGAGUGCUGGUGGCGACGGCGGCGCGGAGAGAACAACACCGCCACCUGAUGCCACGAGCAAGGACGUGCAGAGAGGUGCCACGAAGAGCCGCCGCCCCGGGGACUGCGCUGCCGCGAUCCCCGUCACUGAUAUCGAUGACUUGCUCGGCCGAAUGGGUGUCCCCGAGAGCAGGGCUUCCCGCACCCCGUCGCGAGCAGAAAGCCCCCUCCGAGAUGAGUACACUACGAUGUGCUGCUGUGGGACUGACGAAGGCUGUCCCGGGUCUGAGCCACGGCCAGCCAAGGAGGAGCUGCUGGAAAAAGCUGUGAAUUGUGGAGUGAAUGCACAGGGGGUUCUGGGGCUGUCUGUGUUGGACUCCAUUAAUACAGGCAAGAUUUUUACUGUGAAUAAAAACUCUUUAAAUAACUAUUCUAGGAACUUUAGCAGUUUAAAUGAGGAUGAGUUGCCUGUAGCAAACUCUCUGGAAGGCAAGGCAAGCGACCUGUUUCCAAAAUCUAUGUACGGGGCUGCAGAGGAUUCUCACUCGGACUCGGAGUCUGUCACAGAAGUCUUUGACAGUACUAAUGAGGUGUUGCUGGGGCCAUGUGCUGCUGCUGCUGCUAACACCCCUGCAGGCUGUAGUGUAACAGAGUCAGAUGAAGAGCAAAUUGAGAUUUGUUGCAUGAACAAUCAGCCAGAAAAGCCCACACAGGACCAGCAUCUCACAUCUGCAACAAGCUCAUCUUCUCUGUCCCCACUGCACCCUUACGGCAGCAAAGAUUUGCAAACUGAGGGCUGUGCAGCAUGUGGGUUGCUGGAGACAAGCAUCAACAAACUAGGCUUGGAAGAUCAUGGUGGUCCCACUCAACUUUCCUCACAGUGUUCAGAUGUGUCCACUGCAUCCUUGUGUUCUCCUUCCUCAGUUUUCCUGCCAGAAAAAGACAUCCUAAAGAAUUCAGUCAAUAUCCCUGAAGUUUACUCUCUCUGUAACAAUGGUGCCUUAAGUACAGAAGAACAAGUGGGUUUGGGAAACGGACAUAAGAAAUGCUGUGAAUCCACUGAAGAGAAAGGGUCUCUGCACUGCAAAAAGACAAGCUUUUGCUCUGCUAGAAAUGUCAAUGGCUUGGAGAACAACUUGCUUGAGAAAGAAGGAUGCGACAAUGAGCAGAAAUCCAAAUCUGAAAGCGAAACAGUGGCAAGUGACUGUAAUCUUGCUGUUAGUUAUUGCUUAGUGAAGAAAGAAACCAACAGUUUGUCCAACUUGUCUAAAACAGACAGCAAUAAUGUGACUGCAUUGUCAUCAAGAGCAAUAUCACUAAGGUCUCCCUUUCCUACUAGAUCUAAAGAUCCAAAAGCUAAUGCAACUCAUGAUGUGCCAGGGAAAAAUGAGAAAAUUAACUCUGUGACUUCUGGAAGGACUUCAAAUGGAAAAGUCCAAAGCUCAGGCACAAAUCACUGCAAAGGACCUGCAGUACCGCACAGUCCAUCCUCACAGAAAAAGUCCUGUCAGGAUUCUAAGGGAAUGGCACAAAAAAGUAUAAUGGACACUCUUUUAAAUAACCAGAAGGCCAAAGCAGGACCAAAGCUAAAAGGCUUCACCAUCAAAAGCAAAGCAAAGACAAAUUCGGAUUCUUCUGGCAUUAAUCCUACCAAAGUCAGUGGGGCUGAUCAGAAAAGGGCUUCUGUUUCUCCACAACUGUCCCCAAAACUCCAGGGAAAGAAAACACCAUUGCCCCGCAAUUCACCUACAAACCCAGAUCCUGGCAAGAGCAUUUCAGCAGCCUCAAGGACUCUGAAGUCAGAGCUAGAAAAUAAACCAUCUCUGAUCAUUUCUGAAAAUUUACUUCUGCCUCUCCUGAAUGGCAAUGGCAGCCCAACAGCGAGUGGUGAAAUGAAAUGUGGUUGUGGGGAAUUAACAGACCUGCAGCAGGCAUGGGGAAAGCCAAAAGAAAAGCAAGUUUCCGUGCAGCCUGCAGUGUGUCAUGGUAAGAGUAAUAAGGUGGAUGAUUUCAGAGGCAGAAAUGGUCAGUCCAAUGUCAGUUCAUCUCCUCAGGGCAUACCAAAAGUUGAGUAUGUGAAAGGAAGGACUGAGAACCCUGGAACAGGCCUGAACGCAAUCAAGAGCAUCUGUAGCGCAGAUGACUUCAGGCAAUUAGAUCUGCAAAAUGUAGGACCGUCUGCUGGAGGCUGUUCUUUGUUGAGGGCCCCCUCAGUUCAACAGGAGAUCCAGCGCACUUUCAUUGAGGUGAAGCUUUCUUCCUCAUCAUCCUCUUCCUCCUCCUCCUCCACUUCUUCCUCACCAGCAUCGUUUUUGCAUCUGCCAUUACUGGAGAAAACCGAAGAGGCAAACACAGAAGUGCCUCAGCUGAGUGAGGACAUGGAGACCAUGCAGUAUUUCUCAAAAGCAGACACCACUGGAGACAGAAAUCUCUAUGGCUUGUCAAAACCUGUGAUGAGGACUUACUCAAUGCCAGCCCACUUAUCAGGUCACUUGAGGGAGGACUGCCACGUUGCAGAGGUUCACCGUGUACAAGGUUCCCAGGUGCAUGCUGCGGAGGAGAAAUACCCACAGGCAGCAACAGGAAUGUUAAAGAUGCUCCAUCCAAAUCUGCCUAAUGGCCAGGGUGGGAAGGGGCAGGCGUAUACCUCCAAAAGCACCCUGAGUGGCCACGAAAUGUCCUCCUCAGCCAGUGACAUCUGCCCCACUGCUGAUAAGCUGAGGGGCUUCAGAAGGAAUUACUACUACUAUGAGCAUUGGCCACAUGAACCUACCUCAUCCUUCUCCGUCAAACAGAGGAUCAAAUCCUUCGAAAACCUGGCCAAUUUUGACCGGCCCAUUGUGAAGGCCAUCGAUAUACACUCAGCUGUGAG